CAAGUCGUGACUACAUCAGUCCACCUACGACUUUAUCUGUACUGACUGGAACUCGAUGUUGUUCAAUAGUCUAUUAGGAACCUUCUAUUCACUCCAUGGGGGAAGUGCUAACAUCCGGGUAGACAAUCCGACCAUUGCCCCUAAUGUGGUAUACAUGUACCGUGUGUAUUCUAGCCCUGUCUAGCUAAUUAGGAAUUAAAAUGCAGCAAGGGAAGUGGCAGCAUUGUGAACUGUGUGGCCGGUACCGCCUUGCAGGCUGCGGUGUCGUUUGAAUUCGUGAUAUGCAUCGGAUGAAUCCGACCGCGAGUCUUGCGAGGCUGCCAGCGCAUCUCCUCAAUACUGGCAGCGGAUCUGGACCAUGAAUCUGACGAUGUAAUGACCCGCAAGUGAAACCCAGAAGUAGUAUAGCUCCUGUUCCAGACACCCAGACAAAUCUCGAAGCCGGCAUGAUUACAGCUCCUAGAAUGACAAUAGAUCUAGACUUCUCGUCCCUCCCCCUCGGCCUCCUCCUCCUCCCCCCGCUCCCCUACCUCCCCCGCCUCCUCUCCCUCCGCUCCCCACCCCCCUUCCUCUCUCCCCUCCUCCUCUGCCCGGGCCUCUACCAACCCCACUCCACCGCCGCCUCCCUCCACGCCGGCGAAUACCCCGCCACCGCCGCCAUGACGACCGGCUACGUGUUCCGCAUCGAGAACCCCGCCACCGUCGCGUUCCUGCAGCGCGUGGGGCGCACGGGGUGGUUGACGACGGUGGAGGUGGAUGGGAGGAGGGCGGGGGAGAAAGGAGGAGCGGUGGUGGGGAAUGCGGCGUAUUGCGCGGCGAUCGGGGUCACCGGGGGGGCGUUUGCGGGGUUUGUGCAGCUGGGGGACGGGUGGGGGGUGGUGGUGCUGGGGAUGUUGGUUGUUGCGCGGACGGUGGAUAUGUUGGUGCUGCGAGCGCGGAGUCGGCGGGGCUGGCACGGGGCGGCGGAACCGGGGAAGCGGAGUGAUUUGCUGGUGCUGUUGAGUCAGGAUCGGUUUGUGCGGAUCAGGGGGUGGGUGGAUGAUGUGAAGGCGGUGACGUCGGGGACAUGGCUUCGGGCGAUGAGUUUCGUGGAGGAAGCGCUCAUGGCCGUGGUGCUCUUGUUGGUGUAUGGGGCGAUCGUGCUGUCAGGGAUGAUCAGUCCUGUGGGUAAAGGAAUCUUCGUCGGGAUGCUCGUGUUGGAGACGUUCUUGGUUCAAGCGGGGAAUGCGAUGACAGGGGAUUUGGUGAUCAAGGGGAAGGUGAUGCGUGUGGUGGGAAGGGAGUACUAUGAGCGAAGGGGGGACAUGGCGAAGGAGUUGAUCAAGGAAACUGGACGGAGGGAUUGGGCGGAGAGGCUUGCGAUGGUGCCUUUGGAAAGCGAGGACGUCGCGAGGGAUAUACCGCCGAUCAUGUAGCGGCAAGUUUACGAUGAUGAGAAUGUGG
Messenger RNA from Eremomyces bilateralis CBS 781.70, 1443 nucleotides. RefSeq lists its product as uncharacterized. The transcript has 2 exons. The record is from RefSeq and is a predicted model, not a curated record. Lineage: Eukaryota; Fungi; Ascomycota; Dothideomycetes; Eremomycetales; Eremomycetaceae. The coding region runs from base 447 to 1415 and encodes 322 amino acids.